This is a messenger RNA of Triplophysa dalaica, 1540 nucleotides long. RefSeq names its product RAB5 interacting factor (gene rab5if). Bases 130 to 513 code for a protein of 127 amino acids. Lineage: Eukaryota; Metazoa; Chordata; Actinopteri; Cypriniformes; Nemacheilidae. The transcript is spliced from 4 exons. Gene Ontology annotation, biological process: mitochondrial respirasome assembly. The record is from RefSeq and is a predicted model, not a curated record.
GCAUGCGCAGUUUGAGUGUCCGAGCCGUGUCAAUGUGGAGAGAAUCUGAUCGACUGCAGAUCUCACAAAUCACACGAAGACGCGAUUCAAUAAAGCGCUCGUUUCACUGACUUUAUACCGACAACAGACAUGACGAGCAACCAGAAGCGGAAAGAAGAUCUGCACGUGUCGAACGGAGGACUGAAGCAGUCCGCGUGGAGUAAAGCCAUCAGCUGUAAAGCAGUGUGGGAAGAGAAGGAUGAGUUUUUAGACGUCAUCUACUGGUUUCGACAAAUUAUCGCCAUCAUACUGGGGCUCAUAUGGGGCGUUGUGCCGCUGAAAGGGUUUCUGGGAUUAGCCAUAUUCUGUGUCAUCAACGCUGGAGUUCUGUAUGUGUACUUCAGCAGUUUCCAGCAGGUGGAUGAGGAGGAGUAUGGAGGAACAUGGGAGCUCACCAAAGAAGGCUUCAUGACAUCCUUCGCUUUGUUUCUGGUGGUUUGGAUAAUAUUCUACACAGCUCUACACUACGAGUGAGGAUGUGCGUUAGACCUGCGAGAGACAUUUGAUGUAAUGUUAUACGGAAGGGCCGGAGCGUCAAGGCACUGCUAUGUUACCAGCAGCAUGGACGAGCCUGGAAGAGCUAGUGCUCAGUGACUACAUGUGAAGAACCUUCCUUGACCUAAUCUAAUCUUGUCCACCGCACUGCCACGGCUGAUGGGUUAAAGCUGUUAUUUCUGUUAACUUCAUUUUAUGUUUCACGAUAAGCUUCCAACACAAACUGUCUUAAUCUGUUUUGACUAGUAAUAGUAGUGUGUAAUUCUGGACGAUUUCAUUUUAUUCAAUCCACUGUGUAUUAAAGUACUGUAUGCAUUUCUUAUGUCGUCGUCGAUGUAACAUACUUCUCAGUAUUUUAUAGCGUAUUCACGGAAAUGUGAAUGUUCUGUAUGCUUGUUAUGAUUCAUAAGACACAACUGAGGCUGUAGAGAGACUAUUUUCUGGCUGGAAUGUUUUGAAGAAUAAAAUCAAAUUUGGGUAUCGUUUGCCCCAAAACGUUCAGCUGACGAUCUGCUGACGUGCUGUUUUGAACUCGUGUUUAAAGUUUAGUUUAGGGUUGUAUUUUUAACAUUAAUAAAUGCAUUAACGCUUCUGUUAUGUGCUAAAAUCAGCAAUGAUUUAAAGUGAUAUUUCACACAAAAAUAAAAAUUCUGUCUCAUUUACUCCCCCUCUUGUCAUUCAAACCUGUUUGACUUCCGCAGAACACAAAACAAAAUGUGUCCAUACAAUAGAAGUGAAUGGGUGCCAGUAUUUUCAUAAUAUCUUUUGUGUUCUUUCGUAAGAGAGAAACUCCUAAAUGUGUAAAAUGACAGGAGGGGCGGUAAUGAUGACAGAAUUUUCAAUUUUGGUUAAAAUGUCACUUUAAUAAUUGCGGUGAACUUGACCACACAAAUGUUUUAAUGUAAGAUAAAACACUCAAAUUUAGUGUGUUAAUUGCUUUUUUUUGCUCACAUUUGACCACUGUAAUAUUUAAAAUAAAAUGUAAUAAAUAUUUUUAAAAUAUUAA